This is a messenger RNA of Bacillus rossius redtenbacheri, 9805 nucleotides long. It is a transcript of the gene Rab4, whose product is annotated as ras-related protein Rab-4B. Gene Ontology annotation, molecular function: GTP binding; GTPase activity. The record is from RefSeq and is a predicted model, not a curated record. The coding region runs from base 371 to 958 and encodes 195 amino acids. Gene Ontology annotation, biological process: regulation of endocytosis; Rab protein signal transduction; vesicle-mediated transport. Gene Ontology annotation, cellular component: recycling endosome; plasma membrane. The transcript is spliced from 7 exons. NCBI's taxonomy places the organism in Eukaryota, Metazoa, Arthropoda, Insecta, Phasmatodea, Bacillidae.
UCGCACAUGGAACGCAAAAGUGCAUAUUAAAUCUAAACACAUUCAAAAAAGAAUAUGAAUAAAACAAAUGGUUUGAUGUUGUCUUUGAAAAUAUUUUAACAAAGUUUGUGAAGGUUAAGAAAAUGUCAUUACUUUUUUAUUAACUGUUUAUUGUUUCUGCGUUUUGGCCUUUAAUAUAGCAACUAAUAAAACUGCUGUUGGGAGAGUUCAGGAAAUUUCAAUGAGUUGUCUUGAUUUGCAGGGCCAUAAAUCGUAUUGGGCAAAUUAUGUCAAGAUGUUUGUGAAAAGUAACGAGUAUCUUUCGAGUGUCAUUUGAAUGGUGAUAGUUGAUUCGAAUAAUUACCUAAUAUUGAUUUCAAAUUCAUAAAGGAUGUCCGAAUCGUAUGAUCAGCAUGCAAUUGACUUCUUGUUCAAGUUCCUGGUGAUCGGCAGUGCGGGCUCCGGCAAGUCCUGCCUCUUGCACCAGUUCAUCGAGAGCAAGUUCAAGGACGGCUCACAGCACACCAUAGGCGUGGAGUUUGGCUCCAAGAUAGUGAACGUGGGCGGCAGGUCCGUGAAGCUGCAGAUCUGGGACACCGCCGGCCAGGAGAGGUUCAGGGAGUCCUUCAAUGCGCUGGGCAACUGGCUGUCAGACGCACGGACACUGGCCAGCCCCAACAUCGUCAUCCUGCUUGUGGGCAACAAGCGCGACUUGGACGCAGAGCGAGAGGUGACGUUCCUGGAGGCCAGCCGCUUCGCGCAGGAGAAUGAGCUAAUGUUUCUGGAGACGAGCGCAAAGACGGGCGAGAAUGUGGAAGAAGCCUUUUUGAAGUGCUCCAAAACCAUCCUUGCCAAAAUAGAAACCGGCGAGCUGGAUCCGGAGAGGAUCGGCUCGGGCAUCCAGUACGGGGACACGAGCUCUCGCAGGCUGCAUCGCGAGAGCAGUCGCCGGCAGCCGGACUGCAUGUGCCGCAUGUAGGGACGCACACCUCAGUUGUCGCAGGUUUCCUCGAACGCUCACCGGGUAUUCAUUACACUGCAUCAUGUACAAUAUAUGUUUUCCUCUGACAAGCAGUGGAUAGGACUGCGUAUUGUUUUUAGACUUUCUAGCGAAUGUGGUAGCAUGUUGUUAGUUGUUACUGGUGUGUUUCUCGAGACAGUAUUUUUUAAUUUGUGUUAAAAUAAAACUAUGUAUUUCAUCACAUUGACAGCUUCUCCAUAAAUUGUUUCAUAAUGUUGAGUUUUCAAAAAUUCUUCUCAGCUUGUAACUAUCUAUCUAUCUUGUGAGAUAAUUGAACAUGGGAAAUGAAAUGGAUGCUUAUGGUAAUAUAACGUAAUCAACUAUGUUUGUGAUGACACACACACCAUUUUUAUAUAUAUAUAUAUAUAUACAGUGAUACUUUAAUGUACCUAUGUAAUUUUUCUUUUAAACUACCUGAUGAUAACAUUAUGCAAUUUAGUUCAAAUUUUAGAUUCUGUAAUCUAUAAUAUACCACCAAUUUUACUAGAAAACAUCUUCAAGUAAUUUUUUUUUUAAGCUAACAGCUUAAUGCUUUUUAUUUUUUACUGCUAUUUCUUAAAAAUUAUAGUAAUGAAAAAAUCAUUGUUUUGUUAAAAUUUCACUUAAUUUUAUUGGAGAUAAUACUAAGAUGAACUGUUUGAAUUAUAUUAUUACUGCAUUUCCUUUUAAGUUUGAAUUCACUCCAGCAUUUGCAAUUGUUAUUGCAUCAGCAAUUUAUCUACAAUUGUGUGGCAGUUGGUUUGGGUUUACAUAGUACAGUCAAACCUCUAUCUAUCGAACUCGCAUGUAUCGAUUGUCCGUGUUUAUCGUAUACUUUCUACGGUCCCGGCAAAAUUGCCAUACAACUAAGGUUAAAAAAGUCCGCUUGUACCGAUGUUCGAAUUACCGUUUUGUCCGCAUUGAUCGUACAAAAUAUGUGGUCCCGUCACUAUAAAUUAUAAUAGAUGAUUGUUUAACCAUAAAGAUUUUGCAGAAAUAACCAUUUCUUAGAAAGAAACCGUCAUAAAAACAGUAACGAUAGUAUACAGUAGUAAAAAUCACCUUAAAUCUGCAGCCAAGUAAUGGAGCACGUAAAUAUGAAAAGACAAAUGAACAACAGCUUACGAAGAAAUAUGGAUGAUGUACCAUAACUACAGUACAAACCCAAUUGUUAUCCUAAGAUAAUUACCAUAAAAAGAACUAAAGAUUCUUUGUCGAUACCAUAAUUACUACAGAAGCACGAUAGCUACCACAUUUGCACUACAGUUACCGUAACAACCGAGAUGUAUAUUUACCGUGAUGGUAAUGUAUUUAUUUAUGACUUAUUAAAAUUAAAGAACAUUAUUGAAAAAAAAGGAUGUUAAAUUUUUUAUGUACGUUUGGCACAUGUUGCGAAGAAAUAAUGCGAUCUGAAAGAAUGCAGUACUACUACGAAAAGUGAAAAGGGUACUCGUGGAUUUUUAGGUUAUGGCAGUAUCUCUCGUUUUUCAGUAAUUUCGGCCGAAAAUUAACAAACGUAUCGGAAGUCGACAGAAAUGCCAAUUCAACUAAAUAUUGGUAAAAUCGGCUUCUUCAGUACAGCUCUACAUUUGAUGACAUGAGUAAACUUAUUUCAGACUUCAGGAUAUUGAAAAAGUCUUUAAUUUCCAUGUAGAUUUAUUGUGCGUAUGUUUUUUUUUUUUGCAAGUGUAAAUUGAAUUAAGUAAAAUACUUCCAUUUUUAUUUAUUUUUCAACUGAUUUAACUUUAAUGACAAGUAACUGAUAUAUUUCUGACACUAAUUUUGGGUUGAAAUAUAAUUUUUUAAAAAUUCUUAGAGUGAAGUCCACAUCUAUUGAAUGUCCGCAUCUACUGAAUUUUUUUGUUGGUCCCCUGAAAAACGAUAGAUAGAGGUUUGACUGUAUGUUUUAAAACACCUCUGAUAGCAAAAAUUCAGUAAUAUAGAAGAAAAUUGUAUGAAAUUAUAUUUUUUAUUUGGAAACUGAAAGUAUUUAUGAGGCAGCCUGACAUUAUUGGGCUUCAGUCGUCAUCCUCAUCCUCAUCAACUGCAUUUAGCCUGCAGCCGGGUCAGCAAAGUAAACUGACCCCAUCUUCCUCUGUCACUUCUCCAUUCCUCCUCCUUCAGUCUGUUCCAUUCUUGUCCUCUCUCCUGCACUCCUUUAGCUAUAUGCUCUUCCCACCUCCUCCGUGGUCUUCCUUGGGGUCUUCUGCCUGUGUACUUCAAAUUCUUCAUUUUCCUAGACAGCCUCUCUUUUCCCAUUCUCGUAACUGCCAACAUACUUCAUUCCUACUGCUCUGAUCUCCCCAGCAUCUCUCUUGUCCACAGUCCAAGUGUCUGCUCCGUACGUGACUGUGGGCACUUGUACAACACUUGCUUGCAUUUUAAUGGCACCUCCCUCCCUCCUUCCCUCCCUCUCACGUACCUGUAGAACCUAUCUUCUUGUUUCUCGCUUUACAAUUUCCUCGUUUUUGCCUCUUCCCUUUGAUACACUUGAUGGUUUCCACACUUUUCAACUCAACACUAUCUGAUCGAUUUAAGUGAUGGUUUUAAUCUGGACUUCAGUAGUGUAUAACUAUUCUGACAGUAUAUGCUCAGAAAGAUGUAAAUAUUUUACAGUUAGUACUGCAGCACACACAAGACAGGUUACCAUGUUGCAGCAAGCAACAGUGAACAAAUGCCAUUGUUUCAUAAAAUGAACUUCUAGUGUGUGACCAAUAGAAAGUUAGUCAGACAAAAAUUUAAAUAUUGAAUAUUGUCCUGACAUUUUAUAAACUGCAGAUAAUUUGUUGUAUGUAUAUGGUGGGACAGUAUAUGAAUGAUCCUGGUUGAAAAAAAGAAUGGCAUGAAAAUGCAGUAGCUCUACAUGGUGGAUAAAGCCAAGCACUUAAGGAUGUAAUCUGGGGGAACACCGUGUCGUGGUUGCAUGCGUAUCUGGUACCCAGCAGAAGGACUGAGCGUGGAUGGUCAGUGUUUAGCAGUGGUGUCGUGUGGUUUGGGCGGGGAUCGCGUCCCAGAAGCGGUGGGCCGGUGUUUGACAGUUAUUGCCUCUGCUGUUCUGAGGCAGUGGAAGAACUUGGGACAGGAGUGGGGGCGUCUCUGCCCCCACAGUUUCAAGUGAACCGCGCUUGCAGGAGACCCAGUAACCUCGCUGGUGCGGACUGUGGACUAUCUCCCAGCCAUGUUCUACGCUUGCUUGAACAACCUAACAUAUCUUGUAUCUUCUUGUUGAUGCUAUCCUAUCACCUCCUAUCUUAAUCCUCACCGCUCAUUUAUCGAUUCAUCUCUAGGGACAGGAUUAUAUGGUUUUAUUUUUAGGCUCAUUUCAUUUUUAAAAACAGGGGAUUAUUGUGUUAUUUUUAUUUUUUAUGAAUACUUUUUAUUAAUAACUAUGCCAUAUUAUUGAACAAAUAUGACAAUAAAUAAAUAAAUGAUUUUUCUAAUAUAUAUUACACUUUUGCAGUCUAAUAAUUUUUAAUAAGCAUGUUAUAAAUAGGCAACUAUUUGUGCAUUUCGAAAAAUGUACCAAUGCCAUGAUGUAAAAUUAAUAUCAGUUCCUAGAUAAAACAGAAGUAAAAAUGUUUCCAAACUUUUUAGUGCAUACAUUUUGGUACAAAUUCCCUGCUAAAUAAAUUACAUUUAUUGAAUUUACUGUAGUAAAAGAUUAGGGUUUUGUGAUUGGAGUUAAUUUUUAGUUAUAAAUGUUAUAUGGCUUAUUGACAUGCGUUGCAGUGUUACGUAUUUCGAUUUUAUUGCAAUUCACCAUAUAAUCAUGUCCCUACUCAUGUUGUGUCUACGUGUUAGCCUCAUGUUAGGCUAUGAGAUUGUUUGGUAUAUCAGUUAUUCCCACAGUGGUUAAACCUGUUUUUUUUAUUAUUAUUAUUUAGCAUGAACUCAAUUUUUUAUCAUAACUUGUGAAAAAUCUGUCAUGCCAAAAAUAUCUUAAUUUCUUGACCUUUGUGUUACUAGUUUCCACUGGCCAAAGAAAUCUGUCCCCACCCCAAAUGCUGGUAACGUGUGUGUGGUCUUCAUUAACAGUCAACUCUGCUGUUGAGUUCUUGCUUGCAUCUCCACAAGCUAUGCCAUUACAGUAUUGGUUUCACUUGCUGAAUGUCAUAUUGUUGAACUUUUAGUCAGGGUAAUGUUAGUAAACUUUUCCAGUACAGCAUGGUUGUGAUAACUUAAAAUUUGUGUGUCUGGAAUUGGUUUUUGUGGGGAUGUGGGGAGGCAAUUGUUUUAACCCUCAACCUAAUUUUUGAGGCUGUAUUGUUGGAUAAGUUUCUCAAAUUUGGACAUGGCCUUAAUUGGAAUAUUGUUUAUGUGAUGGUAUCAUUAACAUUUGAAAAAUAUAUUGCAAUGAUCAAUAUAUGUAUUGCAUGUGCGAGAACACAUUCUGAUCUUACUUGAACUGUCCCUAUAAUGUAAAUAUAAUGAGGUGAAAACUAUGUACCUAAAUAAUUUAAAUAAGUAUGUACUUUAUUCUUUAUUUGUGUUUUUUGACAAGCAUAGUUAUUUAAGGUUGUAGUUUUGUGAGCAGAGUUGUUCCGAUGCCAACUCGAAUGUGUGAGAUGAAAGUUUUUUUAGUUCUCAUAAGAACUGAAGAAAUAGGAGUCACUUAACAUUUUUCCACUAGCACUAAUGUCAAGGGCAAGAGAAGAGGUUAGAUAACUUGAAGGAGAAAUACCUAGUAUAAAAGUACUAAAGGUGUCUAUUGGUGUUGACUUUGGUGUCUGAACAACUCUUUUUGCGGUCUUGUACAUUUGUUGGUACAUAUAUUUCUUCAAUCUGCUGGAAUAAAAAAUCAACAUUUAGGUCUUCUGUACAUAUUUUAAUAUAUUAUGGAAAUAUAUGAUGGUUACUAAUGAUUACAUACGAGGGUUAUUUUUUUUUCAACCUCCUAUCGGCUGUAAUAAAAAAAAACGGGAAUGAAUUGGGAAAUUAUUUUAAUGUCAAAAGAAACGUACAUCUUUACUUUAUUUUUCCACAUAAUACCGUGCAGAUUGAGGCAUUUGUCGUACCGAUGCACCAGCUUUCCAAUACCCUCUGCAUAAAAUGAUGCCUCCUGCCUAUUCAGCCACGUUUUAACAGUGCCCUGCAGUGUGAUUACAGUUUCAUUUCUCCAUGGCAUGCCCAUUAUUCGAUACCCUAAUCGCUCGUACACGAAUCGACACGUCUCGUAGUGUUUACCCCCUUCCACCAACCAUGUGGAGCAGCCAACUCACACCUCAGUUGUGUUUGAUCACCCUCCUUACAGUCCGGAUUUGGCACCGAGUGACUAUCACCUUUUCCCCACGUUGAAAAAGUGGCUUGGAGGACGACGCUUCAACACCAAUGAUGAACUGCAGAGCACUGUUAUAACGUGGCUGAAUAGGCAGGAGGCAUCAUUUUAUGCAGGGGGUAUUGGAAAGCUGGUGCAUCGGUACGACAAAUGCCUCAAUCUGCACGUUGAUUAUGUGGAAAAAUAGAGUAAAGAUGUACGUUUCUUUUGACAUUAAAAUAAUUUCCCAAUUCAUUCCCGUUUUUUUAUUACAGCCGAUCGGAGGUUGAAAAAAAAAUAACCCUCGUAUAUGUAUUUGGGUGGUGCCUUGUGGCAUAGGAUCUAGCAGUUAUGGCAAGGCAGUGAGUGAUCUUGCACUUAAAAGCAUUACAUUUUAAGCCCUGCCUCAUGGUUGUGACAUCACACAUUGUGUGCAGCAUUUAUUUUUCAAGUUUCAUUUUAAUUCUUGUAAUUGAUUUGGGUUUCAUUAUUUGUGAGUUUGUAAUGUACUGCAGUGUUGUUAACUAUGUGUUUUUUUAAGCAAGAUCGGUUUGUGAUCAGUUGUUCUUUUUUUUAUAUCAAAUUUGUGUCAACUAGAAUAGAUAAAGGUAUUUAUUUUAUUAAUUCAUAAAUCUAUGUGAACCCCUUAAUUAUGCCAAUUUUUUUUUAUUUUCUCCUAUAUUAUACUUUAUUCUUUAUUUUCCUGACGUUCUGUUUGUAUUUAUUCCCGGAUAAAUUCCCCCCUUUUUAUGCUUUCCAUCAUUUUGUAGCAUUUUGUCUGGUCUCUGAAUUGGUUUCAUUGUGCAUACAUUUUCAUUGAACAUAGUAGACUUGUACGAUUAUUAGUUGGGUGUUUUUUUUUAUUAUUAUUAAGUUCAAAUAUAACAAAUUUAAAAUAUUUAUGAAUACUAAUAUUGAUUUUAUGUAUAUAUGGGGAAAAUUUCUUCUUUUAAUGUAUUUUAUGAUAGUUUUAAAGUUAUAUUUUAAUAAAUAAUUGUACAUACCUGGUUUUUCAUAUAAAUGGUUAUAAAUAUUUUUAAAAUGUUACACAAAUUGUAUUUGCGUUGUUUUCAACUUAUCAAAUAAUUUCUUGAUUACAGUAUUUUCCCCAGCUUGAUAUCAGAUCUGCUUUGCACAUUUUGAAGUAAGCUCUGUGUAGUUACAUCGGACCCAUUAUCAUUGCAACUAGGAUGUACAUGUUUUUUAUUGUACACCAAUGUCUCUAUCCUCAGUGGACGACUUGAAGUGGGGCGGAACCAAGCAGUUCAAGUAACGCCACUGUCAACUGUGGGACACAAAAUGUAAAAAACAACCAGCCACUGAUAAUGGAAUAAGCUAUGUUGAAAGAGUUUUCAUGGACAAAAUCAUUUUAAUAUGAAUUUAUUUGAAGGUGGUGUAAGGAUCUCACUUUUUCUAGGACUUGGGAAGCAAAAGGCUUAAAAAACGUAAAGUUUUUAUGUUUCUGCGUAUUAUAUUGAUGUGUGGAUAGUGACGUGGUAAGAAUGUGUUUGUGAAAGCCUAUUGCUAUCCAUAGCUAAGAAAACAAAAAGGCUGGAUUUAUUAAUUUUCGUGGAGAGGAAAAAACUGAUGGUUUUGAAAUCCCACAAGCAUACAAUGCGUUAAAGCAGGGCACAUAGUAUUGAUUUACGUUCUGUUUGAAAAUGUUUCAGUGUUUGUGUUGAUUAUGUGGGAAUUGUUGGCUUAUUACUAAACAAAAUACUUAACUGCAAAAUAAAUAAAUCUCUAUUACCUAAAUAUUUCAGAAAACCAGUAUGCCUUCUACAAUGAAGUUAUCUCUGAUAACUCAAAAAUGUUACCUGCUAUAAUUUUGUUUACUGAGAAGCACAUGUUAUUACAAAAUUUAGAUUUUUUUACCACUUUUCCAUUGCAGGAACUUGCAUUAUUUGAUAAGGUAAUUCAAGAGAGUCACUGCCUUUCUAUGGAAAAACCUACAAAGGAAACUGUCUUUGUUUAAUAAAUAGUUCUCGGACACGAGAACUUUUUUUUAAUGUUAAGAGUACUCACAUUUGAUCUGUAACAAAUUUUUUUGCAUGAGAUGAUUUAGUUUCCUAGGCGUGAAUGUAAAAGUACUGGGAAUGGAAUUCUUCUUUAAGAAUUUAACGUAGUAAUUAACUUUCCUGUACUCUGCAGUGACGAAGUGUUUAGAGCACACAUGCACGUGCGCUGAGAAUUGUACUUGAGCGAUCAUCCCUGCAAAAUUAUAAUUUUUCUUAGUUAAAAUGUUCUUUUUUAAGGUGUGAAAUGCUGUUUAAGGUGUAAAACAUGAACUCUUUCAAUGAGGGAUGAAAUAAAAAUUGUAUCAUUAUUUAAACGCUCAGAACAUAAAAAAAAACAUUAAAUGCUUCCUUGCGGCCACAUGAAGCAUUAGGCAGCGACUGCUUCCUUUGUUGCCCACAUUUCCACCCUUUUCCUCAUGUGUCACGUAAACACGAUGUCAAAGGGUGAGUACCUCAAGUCGUCCAUUUUGAUAGUUGCGGGAGGUGAAAUGCUACAGACAAACAAAUGAAUGUUCAUUAUUUCAUAGUGUGCACAUUUUAAAUUGAAUUGAAUAUAAAUAAUAAAGUAUUCAAUAUGAUAUUUUAAAUUUUGGAAUGUUUGCACAGGUAUACGUUUUAGUUACAAUGUGCACUGGUUACUCAGUUGGAGAAAACCGGAUAUGUAGUCGUUCUGGGAUGGGCUAGACAUGAUGGUGGUGAUGUUGAGAAUAUGUGGACCAACCUCUUGUAUGGUCGUGUUGUACGUGGUGGAAAUGUUCAGCAACCAGGAAAGAACACUCCAUUCUUCCUUUCACACUAACAACACUGGAAGCAAUGCCACUAAAAUCAUGCAGCAAUAUAACUGAUCACACUUGGAUCACAACAUAGGGUCAUCUAGCGCUCUGACACUGUGUGUGUGCUGUUUGGUCGCAAGCCAGAGAAUAAUUAAAUAUACCUAUUAUAACAAAACAAGGGGGGGGGGGGGGGGGGCUUGCUAAUUACACACUAAUCUGUCAGUCACAUCUUAUAAUUAACAAUAGUAAAAAUGACUUGAAAAUUUUACUGAAAUUCUGACACAUCACACAAUUAAACAAAUUCUGUUUUACAGACAAAAAUAUAUUCAAUUCAAAAUUUUGUUAUGCACUAAAAAUGUAACAUUGUAUCAACUUUAUUGUGUUAAGGUACUUUGUUCUGUCUAUAAUCUCUGUGUUAAGGUACUUUGUUCUGUCUAUAAUCUCCACCCCAUAGGUCAAGACUAGAGUUUUAUUUAAAAUAUUUGUGGAUACUUGCAUUAUAGGGUAUUACAUUGGUUUUAAAGUUGAAUGUGCAAGCAUAUGUGUAAGUUAUUCUACUAGCUUUCUACUUGGCUGAAAAUAUUGUACAUAGCAUUAUUCAUUACAAGUUUGUGAUAACAUUAGUGUGAUAACAUCAUCUUGUGUCGUCAGUGCUAAAUUGUCACAGAACAAAGUUCAUGUCGCAGAUUGUUGAAAUCAUACUAGCACAAAUGACUUGCUUUAAUGUACAUAAUCUUGUAACAUAUACUAUAUUGCAAUAAAUUAAAAUACUUGCAUGAAA